AUGGACGAGUCGCGGUCUUGGCACGUAGAGUGUCUAGAGCGGCUCUUAGUGAUGACGUAUGCAAAGCGCGUAGAACUGGAAGCGUUUCAUUCCAUCUACAUUACUGCGAGAAGCGGCUGUCUUGAAUUUUUGCUCGUUUUAAACUUUUCGUCCUGUUUUCGCUACACAUUUAAAAUGGCUGACUACUGGAAGUCACAACCAAGGAAAUUCUGCCAGUACUGUAAGUGCUGGAUUGCAGACAACAAACCUAGCAUUGAAUUUCACGAAAGAGGCAAGAACCAUAAAGAAAAUGUUACUGCCAAAAUCUCAGAGAUUAAAAAAAAGAGUAUCGACAAGGCCAAACAGGAGGAACGCAUGUCCAAGCAGUUCGCAGCCAUGGAGGAGGCGGCACUCAAGGCCUACGAGGAAGACCUGAAGAGGAUGGGAAGGGAAUCGGAAGGUUUGAGCUCUCCGGUCCAGGCCACGCCACGGCCGCCACCUCAGGUCAGACCCGAGGUCCGAGUUCAGGCCAAACCACAGGCCAGACCCCAGGGCAAACCCCAACCUAAGAAACAGCAAAAGAAAGGAGGAAAAGCAGGCAUGAAGUCCAGAGAGCCGCCGGCCAAUCAGGUUUGGGUCGAAGGCCUGACGGAAGAGGGACACACGUACUAUUACAACAGCUCAACCGGAGAGUCUCGGUGGGACAAACCGGCGGGUUUUCAGGGAGAAAAUUCCAUUUCGGCACAGCCCGAGCAAAUGGAAAGUUCCUCCGGCUCCGCUUGGAUGGAAGCUGUCAGUCCCGAUGGGUACACGUAUUUCUACAACACAGAAACAGGAGAGUCCAGCUGGGAAAAGCCGACCGAUUUUCUUUCCGAGAAGGCGUCUGGAUUCGGUGAACAGGGGGAGAUUCAAGAGGAGCCUUCAGCCCCGGAGCUGGACCCAAUUCCGGCAGAGGAAAGCACAAAGGAGGAAUCCGAGGAGGCCCUCGAUCCUGCCAACCAGCAGCCCAGAAUCCCAAAGAUCAGCUUCAGGAAAAGAAAAGCGGACGAUGAGCUCGCAGAAAAAGGAGAAGAAGACGAGGCAAACACUGAUCCUCCAAAGGAGGAGGAGAGGGUACAGGAGGUCCAAACCCCGGCGGUGGAACCGGAGAAGACGACACCGGUCGUGACCAAAGCCAAAAGAUCCAAAGCCGCCAAUCCCUACGGGGCCUGGGAACGGAUCAAGGAGGAGGAGGACCCCUACGCCAAGGUGGACCUGCAGCUGCCUCAGGUGGAGGGGGGCGCCGCCAACGAGCCGGUGGACCUCCCGCCGGAGCCCAAACCCAAAUUCAAAGAGCGCGUCAUCACCUCGCUGGGAGACGAGGGCGGGUCAGCCUCCUUCCGGAAAAUCAAGGCGCAGAACGGCAAAUCCCGGAGCCUCCGACAGAGAGACGACGACGACUAACCCCCGCCUCCUCACGACUUUUUUACGCCAAUAAAAACUUGCUGACGCUUUUUUUUCCCCCUUAUUUUUGGACUAAUUUGUUCUCUGUUUAUACUGGUUUCUGUCAUAAAGUUCGCUCUUAUCAACACGCCAUUGUGAACUUUUUUCUGGCUUUACUUUACUUAGCGUACAAAUUCGUUACUUUGCUUUGGUUAAGAGUCGAAACCCUACAGAUAAAAAAAAAAAACUUAUUACGAGAGCCACUGGGACAUUUGCCAAGGGUGUGACGCGCUUUUAGUUCAAAGUGUGUGUAUCAAGCUGAUAGGUGCUUUCGCCGCACCCUGACUGGCAAAGAACCACAAAAAGAUACAGGCAAUAAAACACACAGCUGACUUAUUUCCAAGAGGAGUUAACCCUGACCGAGCUUUUGGAGAGGUGAAGAUACCAUUUUUCUUUUUAGGAGAUCGGGGAGACAACAUCUUGAGCAGAUAACUGCAAAGCCGAUCUUAGUUCAGUCCGAUUCGCGACUAUCCUAAAAGUAUAUUCAAGAGGAACUGGACUUUUUGAGUAUACUCUUAGAAUAAAAUAGUCUUCUACAGGCCCUUUUCCUUGAGACGGAGGUGAACUGCUGAGUCAUGGCCUGAAGUGCUGACUCUCCUAUGCCGUGUACUGGAGGA
This is a messenger RNA of Menidia menidia (Atlantic silverside), 2078 nucleotides long. The record is from the annotation of a GenBank genome assembly. NCBI's taxonomy places the organism in Eukaryota, Metazoa, Chordata, Actinopteri, Atheriniformes, Atherinopsidae.